Molecule: messenger RNA, 6782 nt
Organism: Seriola dumerili (greater amberjack)
Lineage: Eukaryota; Metazoa; Chordata; Actinopteri; Carangiformes; Carangidae
Gene: ubash3bb
Product: ubiquitin-associated and SH3 domain-containing protein B-like
Exons: 14
Coding region: 94-2025 (643 amino acids)
Molecular function (GO): protein binding
Source: RefSeq, a predicted model, not a curated record
CGGACCCCGCUGAAGCUGAUGGACUAGCCGGAGGUCUGGUGGCUGGCGGACUGUAUUGGGCUUAUAGCGGACUGUGGGUGACCCGCCCGGACCAUGGCUGCCAAAGAGGACCUGUACAGUAAAAUCCUCCCGCGGAGGCUCCGGCAGAACCGGCUGGGCUCAGUGAAAUGUGGCUCCAACCUUGAUGUGCUGUUAUCCAUGGGCUUCCCCAGACCAAGGGCACUGAAAGCUCUGGUGUCAACAGGAGGUCGGAGUGUGCAAGCAGCAUGUGACUGGCUGUUUUCCCACGUGGACGACCCAUUCCUGGACGACCCUCUGCCCAGGGAGUUCGUCCUCUACUUGCGACCCAGUGGACCGCUACAGAACCAGCUCUCCCACUUCUGGCAGCAGAGCCGGGUCACUUGUGGCAAAAACAAAGCCCACAACAUUUUCCCUCAUAUCACUCUCUGCCAGUUCUUCAUGUGUGCAGACCACAAAGUAGAAGCUCUCUGCGAGGCCCUCCAGGCCACCGUACAGCAGUGGCGGGGUCGCUUUCCCAGCCCGCUGCCCCUGGAGCUCUACACAUCCUCCAACUUCAUCGGCCUCUUUGUGGAGGAGCAGGUGGCCGACGUCCUCAAGCAGUUUGCAGCCGACUUUGCCACAGAGGCUGCGAGGAAGGCAGAGGUCCAUGUGGAGCCUCACAAGAAGCAGCUCCACGUCACUCUGGCUUACAACUUCCCCACCGAUCACCUCCCAUCGCUGGAGAAACUGGCCAAGGGCAUCGAAGUCAAGCUGGGCUGUGAUUGGCUGGCUGUCUUGUUCUCCCGGGACAUCCGUUUUGCUAACCAUGAGACCCUGCGGGUGAUGUAUCCCUACAUGCCUCAGAAUGAGGACGAGCUGGAGCUGGUUCCCGGGGAUUUUGUCUUCAUGUCUCCGGUGGAGCAGAGUAGUACCAGCGAGGGCUGGGUGUACGGGACCUCGCUCGCAUCCGGGCUGUCCGGCCUGCUGCCUGAGAACUACGUCAGCCUGGCCGAUGAGUCUGACACCUGGGUCUUCCAUGGCUCCCAUUCAUUCUUCAGCUGUGGUCCCAGUGACAAGACCAGUAAGGAGAGAGGGAUGUUUGACGGACUGCUGGACAGCCGACGCCCCGACAACACAAGUCCUGGAGACACGCCCACCCUCAGUCUUAUAUGUCAUCCAAUGCAGCAGGUCCUGCGGAUCAGUGGGAGUCACUCUCGGCAGUCCAAGCGAUCGCUUUUCGUCUGCCGGCACGGAGAGAGGAUGGAUGUGGUGUUUGGCAAACACUGGCUCUCCCUCUGCUCAGACAGUAAAGGUAGAUAUGUCCGUUCCAAUCUGAACAUGCCUCCCAGUCUGCCACUGUGGGGAGGACAGAGAGACUACGACAUGGACACUCCUCUCACUGUGUUCGGCGCCACACAGGCUCGACUAGUGGGUGAAGCCCUGUUAGAGAGUAACACGGUGAUAGACUUUGUGUACUGUUCUCCCUCCCUGCGGUGUGUUCAGACUGCGCAGAACAUCCUGAAAGGUCUGCAGCAGGACAGUAAACUGAAGGUGAGGGUGGAGCCGGGGCUGUUUGAAUGGACCAAGUGGGUUUCUGGGAACUCCCUCCCUGCAUGGAUACCCCCAGCUGACCUGGCUGCAGCCCACUUCAGUGUGGACACAAUGUACAGACCUCUGAUCCCCGUCAGCAAGCUCACUGUGUCUGAAUCCUAUGAGAACUACAUGAGCCGGAGCUACCAAGUGACCAAAGACAUCCUGGCAGACUGCAAAAACACUGGAAACAACGUGCUGAUUGUAGCCCACGCUUCUUCCUUAGAGGCCUGCACACGCCAGCUGCAAGGCCGCAGCCCACAGAGCGCCAAGGACUUCAUCCAAGUAGUCCGAAAGAUCCCCUACCUGGGCUUCUGCUCCUGUGAGGAGCAGGGAGACACGGGGGUGUGGCAGUUAGUGGACCCUCCCAUCCUCCCCCUCACACAUGGACCAAACCACACCUUUGACUGGAGGGAGGCACUUCUGCAAGAAUGAUGUCAGCCUGAUCUGAACCCCCCCGCCUCAUCCCCACGCCCCCUGAACCCGGUCAUACUGUACUCCCACAGACUGCAUUAACAAGUGUCAGACCAGUGGCCUCCAAAACACUGGGACCUCUCUCUUUACACAGCAGUGACGGUUGAAGGAGCUUCCUGCCUGAAGAUGAGGAGCCGAGUCUCAUCAAUUUAUCAAACACCCACAAUUCAUUGUGUGAUUGAAGGGAGGAGAGGCUGGUUUGGUGGUUUGCAGGGUGGCUGGGUGUUGGAUGCACUCACUGACAUUCAGCUCCAUCAUGCUUACAUCCCGUCAGCCCAGUCUCAGGAAAUUUUGUGAAAUUAGCUCCGCCUCUGUGCAUGAUUAGCAAGAAACUUAUUUUUCCCAACAUGAAUAUUUUGAUGAAGUCAGCCAGACUAAACCAGAAUUGUGACUCUGAAGUAAGGCCAUUGAAAGCUAAGAUGUGGACGUUAGAGAUAUUAGCUUUUAGCUCAGAAGACUCAGGUUCUGUUUCUAUUUAGCAAAGUUCAUUCUCUGAAUUUUCUGAAAGUUUUUUCCUGUUUCACUGAGCCGAACAGUUUUAGUUCCCUGACUGUAAACAAAGCUAAAGCUAGAUAGCAAAAUAAAUCUACUUGCGCCACAUGCUUGUUUUCCUCUGGCCCGGAAUACGCUCAGUUCCAUGGCCCAAAUCUGGCUCAUAUACAGCAUGACUGUCAGAUGCUACUUCCACAUCUGGACCAACUCUGGCGCACACACAGAAAAUCUUUCGGCUGUCAGUCAAUACAGACAGAUAACAGCCAGAAUCUGCCCAGAUGUGGAAGAAUGUGGGCCAGACUCAGGCCAAGAUCCCAGUUGUGUGUUGGGCCAGAAGAUGCAUUUUGCUAUCAGCAAAUGUUAAACUAAACUGUUAGCUAAUGUUAAACAUUAGCUGUGUCUGAAAUCACUCUGUUGUUUCCUCAUUCACUUUAAUGAUUACUAAACGGAGUCAGGUGCAGCGUAGAACAGCUGUAAUCUUGGUAUCUAUCAAAUCCGAUGCAUGUGUAGAACAUGGAUUUCACAAUUCAGAAAAGUGCACUAGAUAGAAAACUGAUUUUGGACACAGCUUUGAUUUAUGCCUUACCCAUCAUAGUGGUAAUAACAGCCUCAAUGUCAGGAGGUCAGGCGGUUAGUGAUUGCUUUAGUAUGCUAACAUUUUAACAUGUUAAAGUUAGCAUGUUAAAAAUGUGUGCACUGCUAAUGUUAGCAUCACUAUGUAAUCACGCUUGUGUGUCUGUUAGAUUUAACAGGUGCUAGCAUGUUUACAUGAACAAUGUUGCUUGUUAACCAACAUAUCCAACAUGCUAAUUGUUAGCCUUAAGCCUGAUAACAUGCUACAUUAGCACACCUCUUACAAAGGCUAAAUGAUUUUGGGUGACAACAUGGCAGUUUCUGCUCCACUAAUGUCAAAGAUAUAAUAACAAAGCUGUUUCACCAUCUUUAAUUCAUUCAAUAAUUUUAUUUUCUGGUUUGUUAUGUGCGUUACAGCCUCAGUGGGUUGUUAGCAUGGCCACAGACUUUUAGCUAGCAGCAGUUGCAGCUUGAUGUGGGACAUCGGCACAUGUAAUGUUAUGUUUGAGUUUGUGCUUAUUUCACAAAAUUUGAUGAGACUGUUGAGUAUUAUGAAUUUGUAAUGAGUGUUACAGUAUAUCACAACAGUACUGCUUCCCUGCACAGUUUGACCAUACAUGUGAGUAAGUACACACAGGCUGUUGAGUCAGCUACCGACCAGAAUGAAAAGAGACGGUAUAAUAGUUUGAAACGAAAUACCACCUUCUGUCCUGCUUGUCCUGCUUCAGUAGCCGAGAGAAGACGAAUCAGCUCUGGCCUCAAGUCACAAUGUGGCCCCUCACGUUGUCUCUAUUUUGACGGCACAUGUAGCACAUACAGUACAGCUGUGUCUUCUGCCAGUCGUGUAGUGUAUGUACGAAAAUCAAACAUCCGCAACUAUAACAGCACAACCUGCACUAUUGACAAUCUUACAGUAGCUUCUUGAUUCUGGUCCAGCAACAUUUUGAGUCUGUGUUUGUGAUAUAUUGUUCAGGGGUUCAGAGUAGCUGUAAAUAAUCAUAUUUUGGAGAAAAAAAAAUAGUCUUCCAAUUUUAUUUCUAUUUAUUUAUAAACAUUUCUUUCAGAUGUUACAAGCAAAAAAAUAUAUAUAUAAUAAAAAGAGGAUCAUCGCUUUUAACAGCAUGUAAGAAUUUAUCUCAGGUGUUGACAUAUGUAUAUGCAGCUUUGAAAACUGUCCCAUUGAGUGACUGUGUUGUUGUGAGUGCCUCUUGGAAUUAAAGUGAUGUCUCCUGAUGAACUGAGUGCCCACUCAUGGCUACAGAAGAAGAAGUGACGUCGGCUGAUACGUGAUGCACAUCACACGUGAAACCCUCAUGUGUGAUGUGCAUCGUAACAGUUGCAUGUUUUGAAUUUAUUAUAAGACAGUUCUUUAUUAUUCCCUUUCUAUUCUGGGUCAAAUUUUAGAGAUAUUUUAUCGAUUGGAGAAUUGAAAAACUUAUUUCCUGUCAGGUUCUUUGGUGGAAACUCAUUCAGACUGUUUGAGUGCAGUUUCCUUACUGCAUUCAGAGAGAUUUUCCCGCCUACAUCUUGUCAACUUACAUCAAAAAGUGCCGCUGUAACAGAGAACGCCCAUCACCAACAACAUUCGACCAUGUAGUUCUUACACAGAAAAAUUUAUUUUGGUCACUUCACUGACAGAGGCAACAAAUCAAAGAUAAAUUCUGACAGUGACAUUGUGGUGAAUCCUGUGUUUACAAAAUUACAUUUACAGAAAAUAUAAUAACAAACAAUUAACAUAAUAGAAAUAUUAAGAAUCCAAAUAACUGGCUCUGGUUCAGCCCCACUAGUCUUCUAGAAAUAUGCAACUUUCUUUCUAGGCUGCGAAACCUUUGAAGACUUGUGUCCCAAUUCAGGGGGUUUGGAGGACGUGGUCUACGAACACCUUGUCUUAGUUGCCGCCGUACACUGCAAAGGACGGACUGAAAUGAGACGGUCUGGCCUAUGGAGGAUUUGUCAGUUACCUCUUACCAGUAGUGCAGCUUUAAAAUACAAUUAUGACCAUUUAUCUCUGUAAACAAAGACUCAAUGUAGACUCGAGUAGUGACGUUCGUAUGUAAUCCCUGUGAUUUACAAUCAUAUAAUGUAUGAGGUUCUGUUGUGAUUGACAGAACCUUCACUGUGUUAAUUGAUACUGAGCCAUAUCACAGCACAGUUCAAAUGUUCAUGCUCCACCUCUUCUUACAAAAAGUUCAGCAGUUUCAAGCCAACGUUGUUUUUCAGAUUCAGAGAUUCUGCCAGAAUCUCCACUGAGUGCUGAGCAACAGUUUGUCACAUUUGUGAAAUAUUCUUAUUCACACUGUUGCUGGGAGUUAGAUCAACACUGCUCUUGUGUCUGUGCACUAAAUAUGAUGCUAGAGCUAGCAGGCGAUUGGCUUAGCUUAGAUAGCCUAGUUUGCGUACAUAGCUCCUUGUAAAACCACAAGUUUUGUAGUGUAUGUGUGUUGAUCCAUGAGUGAUAGUAGGCAGAUUUUUCUAGCUUUUGAGUGAGCCAGGCUAACUGUUUCCUCCUGCUUCCACUUUUUAUGCUAAGCUAAACUAAGCUAAUCCACUUCCAGCUCUAGUUUAAGAUUUAAAGGUUCCCUGUGGAGUCUUUACACCUCUAGUAGUUCUAUGGAGCUUUCUUUUCCUGUGAGUGGGUCUUGACUUUACUAGACGCGCUAAAGAGCUUAAGGAUACACACAGUGCAUUUUCAUGAGUGACACUGAAUGUACAUACAGCUUUUAUUUGUUUACACGGAAACUCCACAGGACACUUUAAUACGUAAACAUGAGACUGACAUCAGUCUGCCCAGCUGACUCUCUGCAAGAAUGUGAAUGUGUGUAUUUCUGAAAAUGUCCAACUGUAAAUUCAAAGAGAGGAGAAAAAAAAAAGCUAUGUGAACAAAUCUUUAUUCCAGUAAGUGCAACACAAUUUGAUUGGGUUGAUUUUGGAAAUCUUUCCUGCACUUUUAGGAUCUUCAUCUUCAAAUUCAUUCAGGAAAAAAACACAUCUACUUCAUGAUAAACGUUGUUCAUUUCCUGGGGUAUAAAAACAUGUAUUAUUAGUAUUGUAUCAUUAUGUGAAAACAGAGCGCAGAACAUUUUAACACCUUCCUUAAUCUUUGACCUGCAAACCAGUGAUAUCCAGUCAAGUUAAAUGUCUGUUGGAGCAGCACUAAUUGUAUAAAAGCGUGUUUCUAUAGAUUAUGAUGCAUAUUCAUAUGAAGAGUGAAGAGUGAAAGAAACAGAGGAAGAAGCCAUGUUGUUCCUGUAUUCUUCAUUUAUUGUCAGAACAUAUCAUCAAACCUACAGAGAUUAAAGUUUCUUCUGUUGCAAAUCAAAAUAUAUUUGUUGGUUUAUGAUUAAAGGUGAGAUCUGGAGUCUUUGUGUAAAAUGUAUUUGAUCUGUUCUUGUGUUGGUGAAGCGAGUGAGUUAUAAAGGAAGAAGUUAUCCUUUUUAAACAGCUGUGAUAUUUUCAUAUUUUGAGUAACAUGUCAUAUGAUGUGUGGUCACACUGUUUAUUUGCAGUUUGUUUGACGGAACAUGAAACAAAAGCAAAUUUUUUUCUCCAUAGCAAUAACAUUAUAAAACAACAGGUGUGCAGACUUAACUAUUUAUCCAUCUAUGCUGCAAAAACUGUAAAGGAGAACAAACAAAUAAAAUCCUACAUCCUUC